GAACCAGUUUUGUUACAUGCAGCCGUUCAGGAGGAGCGCCAGCGAGCCAAGGAGAAGAGUGAGAGCGAGGUGGAGUCCACCACCUGCGCCAAUGAGGACAUGCCCGUGGAGAAGAUCCUGGAGGCCGAGCAGGCGGUGGAACCCAAGACGGAGACCUACAUUGAGACCAACCUUGGUGUGCCGUCUAACUCGCCCAACGAUCCAGUGACAAAUAUCUGUCAAGCGGCUGACAAACAACUCUUCACCCUGGUGGAGUGGGCCAAGAGGAUCCCACAUUUCUCCGAGCUGCCGCUGGACGACCAGGUCAUCCUUCUACGAGCAGGUUGGAACGAGCUCCUCAUUGCAUCAUUUUCGCACCGUUCGAUAGCAGUGAAAGACGGGAUCCUGUUGGCAACCGGGCUGCACGUGCACCGCAACAGCGCCCAUAGUGCCGGCGUGGGCGCCAUCUUUGACAGAGUGCUAACAGAGCUGGUGUCUAAGAUGAGGGACAUGCAGAUGGAUAAGACAGAACUGGGGUGCCUUCGAGCUAUAGUCCUUUUCAAUCCAGACUCUAAAGGUUUGUCGAACCCAGGUGAGGUGGAAGCCCUGAGAGAGAAAGUCUACGCGUCAUUAGAGGCCUACUGCAAACAGAAGUACCCCGAGCAGCCCGGCAGGUUCGCUAAGCUGUUGCUGCGGUUACCAGCGCUGCGCUCCAUCGGCCUCAAGUGUCUCGAGCACUUGUUCUUCUUUAAGCUCAUCGGGGACACGCCCAUCGACACCUUCCUCAUGGAGAUGCUAGAAGCACCGCAUCAAAUGACAUAAUGGCGUCGAUGGUCGAGCCCUCCCCCCGUCCUCUCCUCCUCCUCCUCCUCCUCCCUCAACCACCUCUGGACCAGGAGAAGGGUUCCUCCUCUUUUAAAAAAAAAUCCCAUCUCAGAUCACGAGGGACAGAUCACGUGACUAUUUUGGAUUUUGGAGAACCUCUCCCUGUCUCCUCUCCCGUCUCUCUCCCCCGUCGUUUUGAAAACAAUGAAAUCGUCACGUCUGCGGGUCUGUUUUAUACUUUGUAAAAAAUAUUAUAAAUAAGAAAUAUAUAUAUGGAAAAAAAUCACACAUCAAACACGAGUGUCAUCGGUGGACUGAAAUGAGGACGGACAAAAGACACAUGUUGAGCCAUCGUUUCUCAGCUUUGCUAUUCCGACACCUUGAAGAGAAAAAGCAGAGACGAUCAGAUUCUAACACCCACGUGAUGAUGUCACAUUCGGACGCUCUGCGUCGUGAUCGGGACAAUCGUGGACUGGGGGAGACUCGGGCCGUCAACACUUGAGCCCUCUCUGGACUCAGGGCUGAACGUACUCUGGGGGAGGGACGGCGGCGGAGGGCCUUGCACUAGCUGUUGUUUUUUUUUUUAAAGUGUGAGCUUUCCGGAGUAGAGGUGUGUCAACAAGACUGCAAGUGUUCAAAAACCUCAGGUCUCAGCCCAAAUCCAACCAAUCCAACCAUGUCUUACUCUGUUAGCACUGUGCAACAUCGGGGAGGACGACACGUCAGUCCAA
This is a messenger RNA of Paralichthys olivaceus (Japanese flounder), 1535 nucleotides long. Lineage: Eukaryota; Metazoa; Chordata; Actinopteri; Pleuronectiformes; Paralichthyidae. The record is from RefSeq and is a predicted model, not a curated record.